GGCUGCCCGGCCUGCCCGCCAGCCGCCCUGCCUCAGUGCGUCAGUGCUCGUUGAGCCAGACGGUCGCCCGCUCCUCGCCUCCUGCAGAGCCGCGGGCCGAGCCGAGAGCCGAAGCGCGCCGGAGCCGAGAGCCGAGCCGAACCGUGGCAAGCAGGAGCCGAGUCGGGUCGGCAGAGUGAGGACGCGCGAGAGAGCGAGCGAACGCGCGCAGAGGGGGAGCGAGAUAGCGGGUCGCGUCGGGCCCCGCGAGCGAUGUGUGAACAGUGACAGUGCAGUGACAACACACUUAUGGGAUUUACCUCUCGACGCGGAUCCUUGUGACUCGAAGGGAUACGAAUCUGAAAGGAUGAGGGAGGCCGUGACCGUGGCCGCCAGGCCCACCAUGAUCUCGGCCAAGUACCGGCUCAAGGAGGAGCGCCGGCGGAUGCUCAAGAUGAGCGUCAACAAGCUGAGGCGCAUCGAGGACCCCGAGUCGUCGCUGCGCCGCUCCGUGCUCAUCAACAACACGGUGCGGCGGCUGCAGCGCGAGCAGCGCGAGGCGCGCAACCCGCCCCUGCCCUCCCCGGACGCGCUGUUCGCCGACCUGGACGAACCGGCCGUGGCCGCGCCCAUCGCCGCGAACGUCACCGUCACCGCCACGGCGACCACCACCACCACCACCUCCGCGACGCCGGCCGCCAGCGCGCCCGAGCCCGCCACCCCCAACCUGGUGCUGGAGGAGCUCGAGGACGUGCUCAGCCAGUUCUACAUGCCGCCCACCCCACGCAUGAUCACCUCCAUCGACGAGGACGACGCCCGGAGCGACGACGGCGAGGACGCCGUCGACGCCGCCAAGCGGGGGUCCUCUCCGCCUCGGUGCCCCGUCCCCAGCAAGCGGCCGCGCCUCGACCGGUUGGACCGGACCGACGCCGACGACGAGGGCCGGGCGCUGGCCCUGGCGCUCGCCGACCCCACCAACACCCUGGAGGACUUCAAGGACGAGGUGUACCUGCGCACCAAGCCCCGCGUGCCCCUGGCCAACACCAACACCCCCCUGCCGUGCGAGGACCUCCGCGCCGACCACUGCGGCCGCCGCUACACACACACCGGCCACGACAGGGAAAACAUCGCACCCGGCCCGCUCAUGGGCACGCUGGGGCUCGGCAUCAUGGGGGCGGACGACCAGGGGCUGGGGGCGGCGCUGGGGGCGGCGGCGAGCCCGGCCGCCAGCCUGCAGCUGCAGCACAGCCUGCAGCACAGCCUGCAGCCCUACAGCUGCAGCCAGGCCCAUGGCCAGGCGCAGCAGGCCGGCGGGCUGGUGUUCCAUGGACUCAUGGCCACCAUGGAGUCGUGAAGUCAACCGUGCCUUCAAGAAAAGGGCCUUGUCGAAGGUUCGUAGCUCGGCUCGUCGCGGUGGGGAUCCCCCUGCGCCUGCAAGCGCGAAUACUUGCUCCAAGGAGCCUGCUCGUGCAGAGUCUCAGCUCAGACCCAAUUUUCGACAAGGCAGUUUUUUGUUCCCCCUUUCGGCGAGACCACGCGAUUGUUCAUAAAUCUAUAUAUCAGUCUAUAUAUAAAUCUAUAUAUAUAAAUAUAUUUGAUUUGGCUGUGACAAAUUAGUGUAAGUCUCUCGUCCUGCUGUGAUAAGGCUAACAUGACCAGACCGGCCCACAACCUUUUUGUGGUCUAAGGGAACGAACCCCUCGAAGAGCUUGUUAAAACUAAAAAGGCCAUUUUUAAGGACCAAUAAGUUGAAAGAAAAUAUAAAAAGAAAAAAACUCAAUUGAAAAAAUAUUAUGAAUUGAAUUAUGAAUUGACUAUUUCUAGUUUGGCGAAAGUUUAGUUGGAAGGAAGUAAGUGUAACUUAAGCAACGGUAUAAUUUUUUCACAAAAUAAUAUGACCAAAAAAAUUUCCGGUUCGUUUCCUUUCUUAUCUACUCUCGCACAACAAGAAAUGGUCUGUUGUCAUGGACCACUUUUCCUUACACAAUUAAAGGGCAGCGAGUCUAGCUAGACCAACUUAAGUUAUUAUGUAUGAUGAUGGAAUGAGGCAGAACACUGUUGUUGCAUAAUGUUAAAUUCCUUGACCAGGGCAGAGUUUUGUCUAGCUUUAGGGAUCGUCCCUUGAACCUCUGGUCCUGGCCUGAAAAGAAACAACAAAUGAAUUGUUGAAAAUGAACGAGAAAAAAACAGCAAACAAUUGUUAGUCACAACAAAUCGAUGGCCAAUUGAAUUCUAAUUGUUUUGUUCAUGUUUUCCAAGGUCACUUUCGUAAGUGCUUCAUCAACUUUCCAAAUGGAUCUAUAAAGCUUCCUUAAGCGACCUUAACCUUAAAUUUAUGGUAAAUACUGCGAUACUGCAGUCAAUCAAUUUUUUGUAUUGUUAAACGAAAGAGAUUAGAUUAAGUGCCUGUGAGAUCUGAACUACGUCAGCAGCUUAUCAAUUAGCAAGAUCAAAGAUGUGCCUAUCGCGUCAGCCAAGCCUCUGGCAGGUACGGCGUUUGCGAGCAGCUAAGUUACUGUAGAGUUUGGCCUUUUUAUUAUUUUGAGUCUUUAAAGAAAAUGUUCAAAUUGAGGGGAAGAAACAUGUAAUGGCUUUACACGCACAUCACAUAAUUCAUAAUUGCUGCCAAUAUCUCUAGGCUAGGCCAAGACUGAUUUAACGCCAGUGUAUUAGGGGGAGCGUCUCAAUAUGAACUCCUUUUUUUUGUAAGGAGAUAGAGCGAGAAAGAGAGAAAAACAUGGGAAGAGAGAGAGAAAAGAAACAUAAGUAAUACUAAAAGGCGAAUUUCCGCCGAGGCUGUGCAGAGGCCGCGGGCGCGCACGCGCCGCCGCGACCCCAUAAAGCGGAGGGAACCUUUUGUAAUGAACGAAAACAAAAGCUGUUCUUUCUUAACGGCGUAUAGCGUUACAUAAGUGCGGUCGAAAUAGAUUUCCAGCCGACGCGGCCGCGCCGCCGCCCAUAGCGCCGUAUUGUCCUUGAGAGCAGCGACGCGUCCGUUUCUCACUUGGAAACGAUACUAUUCGGGAUAAAAAAAUAAAAUACUACUCGCAGUCCAGGCGCGCGCGGAAGUUUCAAGUGUAGAGGUCACCUGAGGCGUGGAAACUGUCAGGAUCGAGCAGCAAGCUGCGUAGCCUUGGGGAAAUCAUGCUCUCGCCUCGUCUUUGCACCGAGAACGAACGGGCGAGAUCUUUUUUUCAUUUUUUUUUUUUUUUCAAACCGGGUGGGAUAAAAA
Frankliniella occidentalis (western flower thrips) is the source of this 3211-nucleotide messenger RNA. RefSeq lists its product as uncharacterized. The record is from RefSeq and is a predicted model, not a curated record. Gene Ontology annotation, molecular function: transcription regulator activity. The coding region runs from base 347 to 1333 and encodes 328 amino acids. NCBI's taxonomy places the organism in Eukaryota, Metazoa, Arthropoda, Insecta, Thysanoptera, Thripidae. The transcript is spliced from 2 exons. Gene Ontology annotation, cellular component: nucleus.